Syngnathoides biaculeatus (alligator pipefish) is the source of this 6010-nucleotide messenger RNA. It is a transcript of the gene adar, whose product is annotated as adenosine deaminase RNA specific. The record is from RefSeq and is a predicted model, not a curated record. The transcript is spliced from 16 exons. Gene Ontology annotation, biological process: RNA processing; adenosine to inosine editing. The coding region runs from base 385 to 4248 and encodes 1287 amino acids. Gene Ontology annotation, molecular function: double-stranded RNA adenosine deaminase activity; double-stranded RNA binding; tRNA-specific adenosine deaminase activity. Lineage: Eukaryota; Metazoa; Chordata; Actinopteri; Syngnathiformes; Syngnathidae. Gene Ontology annotation, cellular component: nucleolus; cytoplasm.
GUCAAAUGGCCGUUGCGCGAGUCUCGUUGGUUUUCCUAGUGAAAUCAAUUUAGAUGUGUUUCUAAACUCCUUUACUUUGAGGAUUCCUCAUGUUCUGUUUACCCUGCGGAAAAGGAAGAGUCUGCGCGUGGAAGAAACAGCCUUGCACCCGUGACUGAAACAAAAAUCGUAUUGUUUAACCUUCAGUACACACGCGAGAAUUUGCGUGUUGUUUUCAACUUUUACCAACACACAUAUUAACCUAUCGUUUUCACCCCACUUCCAACAGCAAGGUAUACUUACUCCAGGUUCCAUUGACCUUUGGGGUUUGCUGUUGGUAGGUGUACAUUUGUAUAGACUGCACACCCAUCUGCUUCGGCCUCUUUUGUUCUCGACCCCUGCGCUAUGAGCAGAGGUAGAGGAGGGCCUUACAAAGAACAGUACCAACGGCACCCACCAUCCUAUCUCCAGGCAAAGGAGUAUUACGAAAGAGCUGGCCCAUCCACUUCCUUCCCUAGAAGCGGGCCGCAACUCCAGCAGCUGCCUCCAAAUUUCUGUAACAGACCUGUCUGUCCUUUAGCAUCCACACAGCCUCCAUCUCCUGUUAGCCCCUUUGUCGCACCCAUACCAAACGCUACUAAGAAACCUCCCAUCCCUAACACCACCAAUUCCUUUCAUUACCUACAGGUUCAGUUUUUGAGAGGACAGUGCGCUGAGGCGCCGCAGUUCAAAUUCAGUCGCCCAGAACCUGGUCAUUCAACUAAUUCCUCAUUCCAACUGCAAUCUGCUUACAGCAGACAUCCAAAGCCCCACUGUGCUACAAGUUAUUACAACCAGGUCCCUAGUUCUGCCGGAUGCUUAAAUAAACAACAGGUGCAAGGUACAUACCAAAGCUCCAACAGUGAACUGAGCAUACCUGCGGAUGCUCUCUGCAACAGUUUUCAGACCUUGUCCCUAUACCAAAACAAACCCAACAGUGAAGAGAGAAGUUUUGGCAGACCUCCUACUUCAUUUGUUCGAAGUAGACCAAGGAUCAUCACUCUCACUCCAGAAAUCCAGGACCAGGUGCACAGGGCUUUAAAACCAAUUAGAAGUGUCUCAGCAAAAUUGUUAGGCAAAAAAUUACAUCUUCCCAAAAAGAUAGUCAACCAAGCUCUCUACUCACUGGAGCGUUUGCAGAAAGUCUCCAAGCAAGGACUUUCCCCCCCAAAGUGGACUUUAUACAUAAACCCUAUCGAGGGCGAGGAACAUCAAAGGUGUUUUUCAGGGAAGCCCAAACAACUUGAUGUCAAGUUAGAGAUAAAAGGAGUAAUAGAAGAAGAGUGUGACACAGAAACACAGUUUAGGUGCUCUUCUUCUGAGUCAUCUGUCUCAGAAGAAUCUCACUCUUCAGGGCAAAGUCUGCAACAUCAACCUUUCACAAUGUCGGAUCAAAAGCAACUCGUCUUACAGCGCCUCCUGGAAUUAGCGCCGGUAACUGCUCUUGUGCUAGCCAAAAACAUGGGCUUGAGGAGUUCCAAGCAGGUCAAUUCCACCUUAUAUACCCUGGAGAAGAAAGGUGAAGUUGUGAGAGUUAGUAACCGAGACGUCAAUCCGCCCACCUGGGAGCUCUCUGCCCAUCGCAAAGAGAGGAUGAUGAGGACCCUAAAAGCUGCAAAGAGCAGUCAGAUGGAAGAACGUGGUGUUGAGGAGAAGCCUGCCUUACUGCCUGAACCAAUGUCAGAGCUGGAGCCACUGCCGUUUGACGAAAGUUGGAUACCGAAGACUGAAGUGCUGUCUCCUACCACUGUUGAACCCCCAUCUUUAAACUCAAGUCAGGAGGAAGUGACUGUUGAAGGACAGUGGGCUUGCGACGAUAUCCCAGAAUAUCUGAAUGCAAUUCGCAAACAGACAGAUUCAGAGAGAUCAAUUGCCGAUAACUGCAACCCAGUUGGAACUGUUGCUGUGUCUCUGGCUGCCCCACCGGCACAGAACCUUUGGGCAAAAUUGCAAGAAGUUCGUCUGAAGAAUCCUGUGAGCGGCCUAAUGGAGUACGCCCAAUAUUUGGGCCAGAGUUGUGAGUUCAUACUCCUCGACCAGUCGGGACCCUCCCAUGACCCCAGAUUCCGCAUGCAGGUGAUGCUCAAUGGGAGACUGUUUCCAGUUGCCGAAGCCUCCGCAAAGAAGGUCGCAAAGAAAGACGCUGCCGCAGCCACCUUGCUGGUUCUCUUUGGCGAGAUGCAGGGAGGUGUAAGUAGCGGGAAUGAAGGAAGUACUGCUGGUAUAAACCAAACAAUGGACAUUCUUUCCAAAUCUGGUGGCACCAUUGAGGGCUCAGGGGGUGCUUUUGGAGCAGGUACUGUAGAAGUGAUGGGGAUGCCUGAAGGACCUCACCAGCCACUGUCCCGCUCGCUCCCAGGGGGAAAGAAUCCUGUGUCUGUCCUGAUGGAAUACAGCCAGCGCAGUGGGAAUCCCAUUGAAUUUAUCAUCACUGGCCAAGUUGGUCCACCACAUGAUCCAAGAUUCAUGUACAGAGUGAAGGUAGGCGAGAAUCUGUUUGCAGAGGCCUCAGCUCCAAGCAAGAAGGCAGCGCGCCAGCUGGCAGCUGAGGAAGCUGUCAAAGAAUUGAUGGCCGACGGGAGGCUGCAGCUCAACAAGCCCCAGUUGCCCCUCGGCUCCUCCAGUGAUAGUGAUAGUUGUGGGACUUGCCCUUCCCUGCCACCUCUCACAGCAGACGAGUUGCGAGCAGCCCAUGAGGCCGGGGUCGGGGAUCUCAUCAACCACCUGAACAACAACGCCGUGUCAGGGCUUCUAGAGUAUGCCAGGGCCAGAGGGUUUGCUGCUGAGAUCCGCCUGGUGGGCCAGUCUGGAUCGGCACACGAGCCCAAGUUCACAUAUCAGGCCAAACUGGGUGGCCGGUGGUUCCCACCAGUUUGCGCGUCUAACAAGAAGCAGGGCAAACAGGAGGCGGCAGAUGCUGCUCUACGUGUUCUGAUUGGAGAGGCAGAGAGGGCAGCCCGCACCGGGGAGCUGAUCCCUGCUGAGCUUCCUGUGAGUGGCAGCACGCUGCAUGACCAGAUUGCCAUGUUAAGCCACCAGCGUUUCAAUGCCCUGACCACGCGCAUCCAGCACAGCCUGCUGGGACGCAAGAUUCUAGCCACCAUUGUCAUGAGGAGGGGAGAAGGCCUGGGAACUGUCGUGAGCCUGGGAACGGGCAAUCGGUGCGUUAAAGGGGAGGAGCUGAGCCUUAAAGGGGACACUGUGAAUGAUGGCCAUGCUGAAAUUAUAUCAAGAAGGGGAUUUGUCAGAUUUCUGUACAGUGAGUUGCUGAAGCACUUUGAAGGUACAGACAACAGUAUAUUUGAGGUGAUGGAGGACAACAAACUGCGGAUCAAAACCGACAUUACCUUUCACCUCUACAUUAGCACGGCUCCGUGUGGGGAUGGUGCUCUUUUUGACAAGUCGUGUAGCGAGACAGGGGAAGAAGUGGGCUGCCACCAGCCUCUGUUUGAGAAUGCCAAGCAGGGCAAGCUGCGCACCAAGGUGGAGAACGGUGAGGGAACCAUCCCAGUUGAGUCCAGCGCCAUUGUGCCCACAUGGGAUGGCAUCCAGCACGGAGAGAGGCUGCGCACGAUGAGCUGCAGUGAUAAGAUCCUGCGCUGGAACGUACUGGGCCUACAGGGGGCGCUGCUCACUCACUUUCUGCAUCCCAUCUACCUGAAAUCCAUCACGCUUGGCUAUCUGUACAGCCAUGGACACCUGACUCGGGCAGUCUGCUGUAGGCUGGCCAGGGAUGGCGAAGCCUUCAGCCAAAGUCUCCCUCCACCCUUCCAGCUAAAUCACCCUGAGGUUGGCCGGGUCAGCGUAUACGACUCCACACGUCACACAGGCAAGACGAAGGAGUCCAGUGUGAACUGGAGCCUACCAGACCAUACAAGUGUCGAGGUUUUGGAUGGGACCAAAGGCAAACUAGAUGGGAACAAGCUGGCCGUGUCCCGAGUUUCCAAGUCCAACCUGUUCUGUCUGUUCCGCACACUGUGCCAGCGUUGUGGCCGCACCGACCUCCUCUCAAUGCACUCGUACUCUCAGGCCAAGUUGGCGUCCAGCUCCUUCCAGCUCGCAAAGCACCGUUUCUUUCAAGCUCUCGGUGACCACGGCUACGGCGCAUGGAUAGGCAAGCCGUUGGAGGAGAAGAGCUUCGAGGCGCGGGAGGAGACUGCAAGCGUGACCGCUGCGUUCGGCAGCUGUCGGAACGGAGGAGCUAUGGAAUACAACCUGGCAGAGGCAUAGUGUCAGGCUACAUGAUACUUUGGCUCCAGGCCACUUCAAGAGGACAGCAAGAAAAUGACAAUCAAACCACGAUUACCCACUAGUCGUCCAUGUCUCAUCUAGUGGAAACAUGGCUGAAGGCUAAUGAGUGUGUGUUAGGAAAGGACGGAUGAAUGGGAAGGAAGACGAGAUGAUCCAAAUUUUUAGAAGGAAUUGGUUUGAAAAUAACAGAGAUGGGGGCAAAACAUUGACGCAAUGUACGGUGGGUUAUACUAUCUUGUACGUGCGCCAUUUUGUCAAGCUGUAAUCACUGAAAGGUUCACCGACUGAUCAUAAGACCUGCCAGUGGAAUCCUUUAGGCAUUAGAAGAUCCCUCCUGAUGACUAAGGUCAAAGCUGAAAGAAGACCAAGCAGCAAGCUUUAUUUUGCAAUCGUUUGAGUGGACUAGAGGCGCCUGUAGUUUAUUUUCAGCCUGCUAGGUCAAAGCACAUCUAUUCACGUGCUCGUCGUGGUUACCAUAGCACAUCAUACGUCCGUGCAUCUCUUUAAUCAGUCCUAUGCUUUUAUAUAUACACACACACACACACACACACAUACACAUAUAUAUAUAUAUAUAUAUAUAUACACACACACACACACACACAAAAAAGAUGUCAUGCCCUCCAGGCUGCGCAAGAGUUUUUUUUUUUUUUUUUUUUCCAUUUUUGACAACCUGUUAUACCAUGAGGCAACCACCUCCAUAACCAGCACCAUUUCUUUCCCAUUAUCUUUUUGUCCAUAUUUGACCGUUCCUCGUAUGUGGUAAAAGGCCUGAUCCUUGACCCUGAUCACACUUGACAUCUUGAGAUUUUUAUUUUUAUUAUUUUUUUUAGGUGAUAAAAUAUGCAAUCUAAAUGCACAAGUGUGAUCCACAUACCCAAGUCCAGUCGAAACGUAGCCCAAAUAUGUGACUGUGUGUGGGGGCAAUAUAUUUCUGUACUGUAAGAAAAAUACAAUGAUUCUAGCUACUGAGAAAUUUGAAUUUAUGUUUUUAUUUCCACUUGACGCCCGUGGAAAAGCUCUUAAAAAUCCACACUGCAUUUCUUCUUGGAUUGAUUUGAAGUUUGUUCCACCUAAAACCGCCCUCCCCCCCAUUCUUGAUUAUUUUUAAUAACUUAGCGUAUUGUUUUAAAUGUUCCAGCUUUCUUAUUGAUGCCAAUGUAAAAUGCGUUUGAACAAGAUGUUUUAUGUUUCAGUCAGCAUACAGCUUAUGCAUUCUCUUUUAAAAGAUUGGCUCUCUGGACUCCUUGCUUUGCAAUAUGUUGUAGACAGCACGCGUGUGUGCGGAGGUGAGUAUGUGUUUGUAGGUUCAAUGUUGUAUAGAACUAUUUUUUUUGUUUUUUUUUUUUUUUACAAAUGAAAAUUGGAAGUUUCAAAAUUAAUAAAUUAACCAUUUUCCAUUGGAAUGGUUUGGAAUUUUCCUCUCAUCCUUCAUGCAGAAUUCAUACUUCAUCUGAUGAUUAACCCUGAGGCAAAGGGUGCUUUCUUUACCCCAGCACUGAAUAUUAUAGGGCUUUAGGGGCUCUGUGUAACCUUCAGGGGCUGCCCGUCUUGAUUGUGUCAGAGCUGCGCGUUAUCCCUUCUAUGCCGGAAUGUGACUUAGUGGUGUGAUGCUUCUAUACCCUACACGGGGGAAGGUAUGACUAAAAAUGGCUUAUCCGUGAGACUCGCUGGGGUCAGCAGAUGGAAACAUGCACAGCUCAGGGAUUUCGGGGGUGAGAAUGUCAACUAGACCUUGUUGAAU